This is a messenger RNA of Enterobius vermicularis (human pinworm), 623 nucleotides long. NCBI's taxonomy places the organism in Eukaryota, Metazoa, Nematoda, Chromadorea, Rhabditida, Oxyuridae. The record is from the annotation of a GenBank genome assembly.
AUGCUUAUUACGGAAUUGACGAUGGGUAAGGAUAUAAUGAAAGUUCGAAAGAAAAACCUCAGAUCUGCAACGCACACAUUAAUUGUGAUUAUCACUGCUUAUUUAAUUAGCAAUUUACUCUGCUUGAUACUAUCAUCAGUUGACUUUUUUUUUCCUGGGAUGCUACAAACAGAACACAAAAAACUACACUUGAUAAGUACAGAUGUGGCUCAGGUACUUACGGUUAUGGGCAAUGCAAUACGAUGUCCGGCGCAUUUGUUUUCCAAUUCAGAUAUUCGCCACCAUUUUCGGCUCAUGUUGUUGGGCGAUGAAAGAAAAAUACAAGUGGCUGCUGAAACAUCUUCACGACGUAUGUCACAAAAAGUUGAAGCUCCAUGGCUCUCACUGUUGAUUAUACCAAACGACAGUGCCAGUCUAUUGUACGGUAACGACGCUAAAGAAGGAGCAUUAAGACGCUUCAGUGCCAACGUUCUUCUCCCGUGUAGUCGUCGUUCGUCACUGUCAUCACCGCAGGAAAUACGACGUAACACCUACUGUUACGGCAAUCAUUUGACAGCCCCAAAUAACUAUGACGUUUCUGAACGUUUGUACAGUGAUGAUUCUGUUGAAAUUUUAUUAUAGCU